Penicillium salamii is the source of this 1008-nucleotide messenger RNA. Lineage: Eukaryota; Fungi; Ascomycota; Eurotiomycetes; Eurotiales; Aspergillaceae. The record is from the annotation of a GenBank genome assembly.
AUGGACAAUAUGCGCGACAUCCUCGCCGGUGCAAUGUCGCUAGUAUCGUGGAAGACACUCGCUUUGCUUCUGGCAUUCGUCAAUCUCAAGAACCUUCCGUUUAUCUGGCAUUUCCGCGUGCUGUACUACUUCUUGGGUAACCUACGUCUCAAACCAAGUGCACCUUUUUUCCCCAAGGGAAAAGCAAUCGUGGAUGCCCAGGGAAACCCCACUCAUCCGGUCUUCGUGUCAUGCAUGAUCACAUCUCGCACGCCGUUGCUCGAGACUGAUUACAAUUUGCACAAAUCAAACAGCACAUAUUUCUCUGACCUGGACAUCUCACGUACGUCACUUGUCACUCGCCUUUACAGCCCUGGUGUGGGCAUGGUGAGCAAGGAGCUAGAUCAGGAGUUCCUCGCUGCAAGCAAAAAAGAGGGCAAACCUGCUCCUCGCCGCAAAGCUGUGUCCAUUGUGCUUGGGUCGGUGUACUGCACAUUCAAACGCGAGAUCAAGCCAUUCGAACUGUAUGAAAUGCACUCCAAGAUCAUCUCCUGGGAUAAGAAAUGGUUGUACGUUUUGACCUGCUUCAUGCGACCCGCCCGCCGCGGAGGUGAAAAGACAGUGCUUGCGGUUGCCGUGAGCAAGUAUGUGACCAAGAAGGGCCGAUUGACCGUUUCGCCGGAGCGACUUCUGCGUGCUAGUGGGUUCCUUCCCACGCCACCCAAAACCGAGGCAAAUGCCGAACUGGUCGACUCUGCUGAAGCGUCUGGUGUCGACACACCCGGUGGCGGCGACGGUAUCACGGCCACGGGCGUUGAUGAGUCGUUGGUUCGGGAAGUCUUGAAAAUGAAUGCCGAUCAGAUUCCCGGCCAAGACAUCCUCGAAAAACAGCAAAAGGACAACAACGCCUCGUGGAGUUCGGAGGAAUGGACCUGGGAGCGCAUUGAACAGGAAAGGUUGCGGGGACUGAAAGUUGUGGAUGGCUACAUUGAUCUCGAUACUAAGUUGUACGAGGAAUGGGUGCAAUAG